AUCCUGGAACUGCAGGAGAAAGGGGACCUGGACAUCCUGAAGCAGAAGUGGUGGCCCAGGAAGGGUCGCUGUGACCUGGACAGCCACUCGGAGGCCCAGCCAGAGGGCAGGUCCCUGAGGCUCCAAAGCUUCGCUGGGGUCUUCUGCAUCCUGGCAGCAGGGCUGAUGCUGGCCUGCCUGGUGGCCGCCCUGGAGACCUGGUGGAACAGCAACCGCUGCCGGCGUGAGCAGCCCAAAGAGGUGACCGAGAACGCAGCCCCGAUCCAGGGCCUGGUCGCACCGCAGCCCCUCCCCAGGCCCCGGCCAAGACCCAGACCCCCGGGCCCCCCGGUCUUGCCCAGAGAUGCCACUGCCACACUCUACUUUAUGGAUCCAGGCGCAGACGCCAGCCCUGAUUUAGUAGAGCUGCAGUACACCCAGUUAUAGGUGUGCCCUGACGAUAGUCCAAAUUGAUGUGAUUGUUCAAUUUUGUUUUUGAGUGGGAGAGAAGUUGGGUUGGGUGGUUUGUUUAAAGCUCUUUUUCUCUCUAGUUUUUUUUUUGUAUUUCAAAAGAGCCUUUGAAAGAUUAUUCAGAUGCUAAAACAUGCAAUUAAUUGCUUGUUUUUGCUUGUUUCUUCUGAAAAGUGAGUCAUUAUCAUGGAUGGCAAUAAUGAUAACUGCAAAAAUAUGAAUAAUGACUACAAUUUUGUUGGUCCAUUCAUUCAACAACAUUUCACUUCUGGGUAGAUAUUUGCUGCCUCAGUCAGCGCAAACGCUUUCUUUAGCUCAUCCAUUCAAGUCUUACUGCUUCCAAACAGCUUAAUCACAACUUCAUCCUGAUAGAGACUGAGCUGCCCCUGGUUGUGUCCAGACAUAGAAGGCUUGACAUGGAUCCCUAAACUAAAGUGUGAGCAAACAAGACGCUAGCAUUGACCUGUCUGUUUGAUUGGACAAAUAAGACCCACAGAAAAUAAAGGACUUAAUGUAAAGCUGUUGUCAUGAUGGCUAUAUAUGAUUAAUGGAGCAUUAGAUUAUAGUGAUGAUUUAUUAAACAUUACCCAUUUAAUGUCCUGUAGUGUAAAUACUCUAUCAUAAAUGUGUCUUUGGAUGUCAUAACCUAUCACGUUCUUCAAUGACAGGUGUUAUUCCACAAUAUAAUAUACAGUAUCUCACAAAAGUGAGUACACCCCUCACAUUUUUGUAAAUAUUUGAGUAUAUCUUUACAUGAAGAAAUGACACUUUGCUACCAUGUAGAGUAGUGAAUGUACAGCUUGUAUAACAGUGUAAAUUUGCUGUCCCCUCAAUAUAACUCAACACACAGCCAUUAAUGUCUAAACCGCUGGCAACAAAAGUGAGUACACACCUAAGUGAAAAUGUCCAAAUUGGGCCCAAUUAGCCAUUUUCACUCCCCGGUGUCAUGUGACUCGUUAGUGUUACAAGGUCUCAGGUGUGAAUGGGGAGCAGGUGUGUUAAAUUUGGUGUCAUCGCUCUCACACUCCCUCAUACUGGUCACUGGAAGUUCAACAUGGCACCUCAUGGCAAAGAACUCUCUGAGGAUCUGAAAAAAAGAAUUGUUGCUCUACAUAAAGAUGGCCUGGGCUAUAAGAAGAUUGCCAAGACCCUGAAACUGAGCUGCAGCGCGGUGGCCAAGACCAUACAACGGUUUAACAGGACAGGUUCCACUCAGAACAGGCCUCUCCUUGGUCGACCAAAAAAGUUGAGUGAACGUGCUCAACGUCAUAUCCAGAGGUUGUCUUUGAGAAAUAGACGUAUGAGUGCUGCCAGCAUUGCUGCAGCGGUUGAAGGGGUGGGGGGUCAGCCUGUCAGUGCUCAGACCAUACGCCGCACAUUGCAUCAAAUUGGUCUGCAUGGCUGUCGUCCCAGAAGGAAGCCUCUUCUAAAGAUGAUGCACAAGAAAGCCCGCAAACAGUUUGCUGAAGACAAGCAGACUAAGGACAUGGAUUACUGGAACCAUGUCCUGUGGUCUGAUGAGACCAAGAUAAACUUAUUUGGUUCAGAUGGUGUCAAGCAUGUGUGGCGGCAACCAGGUGAGGAGUACAAAGACAAGUGUGUCUUGCCUACAGUCAAACAUGGUGGUGGGAGUGUCAUGGUCUGGGGCUGCAUGAGUGCUGCCGGCACUGGGGAGCUACAGUUCAUUGAGGGAACCAUGAAUGCCAACAUGAACUGUGACAUACUGAAGCAGAGCAUGAUCCCCUCCCUUCGGAGACUGGGCCGCAGGGCAGUAUUCCAACAUGAUAACGACCCCAAACACACCUCCAAGAUGACCACUGCCUUGCUAAAGAAGCUGAGGGUAAAGGUGAUGGACUGGCCAAGCAUGUCUCCAGACCUAAACCCUAUUGAGUAUCUGUGGGGCAUCCUCAAACGGAAGGUGGAGGAGAGCAAGGUCUCUAACAUCCACCAGCUCCGUGAUGUCGUCAUGGAGGAGUGGAAGAGGACUCCAGUGGCAACCUGUGAAGCUCUGGUGAACUCCAUGCCCAAGAGGGUUAAGGCAGUGCUGGAAAAUGAUGGUGGCCACACAAAAUAUUGACACUUUGGGCCCAAUUUGGACAUUUUCACUUAGGGGUGUACUCACUUUUGUUGCCAGCGGUUUAGACAUUAAUGGCUAUGUGUUGAGUUAUUUUGAGGGGACAGCAAAUUUACACUGUUAUACAAGCUGUACAUUCACUACUCUACAUUGUAGCAAAGUGUCAUUUCUUCAGUGUUGUCACAUGUAAAGAUAUACUCAAAUAUUUGCAAAAAUGUGAGGGGUGUACUCACUUAUGUGAGAUACUGUAUGUAAUUUAACAGAUACUUUUAUCCAAUGCGACUUAGUCAUGUGUGCAUCCAUUUUAUGUAUGGGUGAUCCUGGGAAUUGAACCACUACCCUGGUGUUACAAGCGCCAUGCUCUACCAACUGAGCUACAAAGACCACUUAUGACAGCUACAGCGUAUGUAGGCAAUAUGACAACAAUUUCCAGUAAAUUGUACCCAGUCCAAAUACUCCCUAGUAAUUCUACUGAGUGACGUCUUAUUACAAUUAUAUGUCAAUGUCCAGAUACACAGCCAUGCUGGUUAUUUAUGUACUGUAUGAUUGUCUGUGAUCCUAUGCAGGUCACUAAGGACUACAGUCUGGAAAGGGUUUCUGGUACAUUGACAUAUAAUGACAUUACAAGUGCUUCACCAGAAGGCAGGAGUGACAUGUGGACGGAAAGAGAGAGAGACUGGGAGGAGGCAGAGACUAUUGACACAGGUCAGGAAAGACCUGAGAUAUACGGGGUACUUUAUUGGUUGGGGGGGGGGGGGGGGGGGUCAGAUGGGGUUGGGGGGCAUGGGCGAUGGGUAGGAGUAGAUAUGUAUUGCUUCACUGGUCAUCUCACUCUGUGGUCUCUUCUGUUGUUUGGCAUCUUUGUGGUAUGAUUUAAACAUCAUGGAUGAAUGGGAAAUGUUUGGCAGCAACGAGAGGAAGGAGAAGGAGAAGCAGCCAAGAGGCCAUAUGUUUGGCUUUGUUUUCCGGUGCACUAGAUUUUUCUGCGCAAUCCUAUUACCCAUAACAUUUAUUUUGCCACUUCUGGCUGCUCCUCAACUUCAAAUUGCAACUUUUGGAGUAGUGAAUUACAAAAAUACAGAGACUUUCAAGAAAUGAUUUUAGGCCUUUGUCACCUACAUUGUGUCUAUCUUGUCCCAUAAAGUGUGAUGCAUUGACAUUGUGUACCCAUCUGAACCAGUCAGUCUAUAAGGACUUGAUGCUUUUCAUGCAGUAGUGUGCUACAGGUAUAACAUCUGUGGUCCAUAGAUACAUUUAUUUCAAGAAAGGCAUUCUACUGAAGGAAGAGACAUUCUGGUAAUAGUUCAUUUGAAAUGUGGAGACAUGCUUAAAAAUCACACAUUUCAGAUUAAAUCAUUUUGUGUUUUGUUGUAAGGUAAUGUCUCGGCAACAUUUUGCUUGAAUUUUGCAUCUUGUUAUUGUAGCAUAGUGUUGACGUGGUUUUACUUUAGUGUUCCUUGAAUAAUAGUGAUUUGAAGUAAAUCAACAUUCAAGUUCCAUAUUAUUCAAAUUGGAAAUGUAAUGUAAACAAUGUGGAGAAUUAACCAUGUUGUUAAAUCAAACAAUUGCUGAUCACAGCUUCUUUCUCCUUCAAUUAUUUAUUUUCACUUUUCUUGCACUUCUCCUCCCUAAUAACCUAUGUUUCUGUGUAUCUUUCUCUUUCUCUCUCCUCCUCUCUCUCACUCUCUCUCUCCAGGACAAAGAGGUGAAUCUAGAGCAGGUCCACCAGCGUUUGAACAGCCACCUGGACGAGGACAUGGCGCACAAACAGCUGCCGGGCCAAUCUAUCGAGAUCUCUGCCCUGGACAUCGGCAGCAUGCAGCCCAGCCAGUCCCUGGAAGGCCUGCCUUCACGGGAGCACUACCCGGGCCAUCACAGGGAGUCGGUCUCUGUGACCACAUUCCUCCAGGAGGGACAUGGGGCAGGAAGGACACUUGGCAGGGGCACUGGCAGAUCCCUACCCCUCAGCAGCGCCACCAUGCCCUCUAUCCGCUGCAAACACAGGGCGCCCAACGGGGGGCUCUGCCAACAGAGCCCUGUCAAGACGCCCAUGCCAAUGUCAUACCAAUCAGUGCCCGGAAGACCCAUUCCAGAAGCCAUUGAUGUAAGCCAUGGGACUUCCAUC
Coregonus sp. 'balchen' is the source of this 4649-nucleotide messenger RNA. The record is from the annotation of a GenBank genome assembly. Lineage: Eukaryota; Metazoa; Chordata; Actinopteri; Salmoniformes; Salmonidae.